Solea solea (common sole) is the source of this 1264-nucleotide messenger RNA. RefSeq names its product transmembrane protein 82-like. NCBI's taxonomy places the organism in Eukaryota, Metazoa, Chordata, Actinopteri, Pleuronectiformes, Soleidae. The coding region runs from base 179 to 1195 and encodes 338 amino acids. The record is from RefSeq and is a predicted model, not a curated record. The transcript has 6 exons.
GAGUGCACUCGGACCCGAUCAACAGGAAGGAAGGCAACUUUAGUGAAGAUUUGCCUCAGGAAUGAAGCCCAAACUGAAUGUUUCCAUCACUGAACAUGUUCUCAGACUGUGGCAGCAUGAGAGUCACUUCCUAACGCGUCCUCCUGUGUGCGUGUGUUCCUGAUCAAAGCGUAAAAAAAUGUUUUCCUGGAUCCUGGGAACCUCUGAAAGGACACUGUUUGAUUCAAACCCUAUUGACUGUUUUCUUCAAGGUCUCAUAGGUGCAUGUGGGGUCUCAGUGCUGUGCAGUCUGCUGAGAGUUUACUACUUUGUUCAAACAUGCUGUGAUUCUGAAAGUGAAGGUAAACAGAGUUUAUCCUCAACUGUCAGUGCACUGGAGGGGAAAUGGAGAGCGGUGUUACAGUUCUGGUCCCUGACGCUGGUUCUGUCUGUGGUGGGCCCGAGAGUUUCAUCUCUCUUAGUGCUGGAGUUUUCUCUCCGAGCGGUUUCUUCUUGGACGUCAGCAGGUCUGGAUGCUCCCAGCAGAGGCCUCGACCUCCUCCAGAUCCAGUGCCAGUUCUCCCUGGGCUGCUGCUUCACCUGUGCUCUAGCGUUUCUCCAUCAGGGGGCUCCACACCGCUCCCUCAACUUGCUACUGGCAGCUGCGCUCAGCUGGGCACUGGCAAGUGUCAGCCAAAGUGUGUGGAGCCAUGUGGCCAGACUUUACCCACUGCAUAGCACAGAGCGGUACUGUGGGAAAUGCAUCACCCUGCUGACCUGCGGACACACCAUACUGGCUUCGCUGCAGAGAGCGGUUGUCUUGGCUUUUGCUAUUGCAAAUGUGGCUUCCGCAGCCACAGUUUAUGACCACUUCUUGUCCCAGAAGGAUGCACUUAAGCUUUGGACUCCACUGACUCUCUGCUACACGAUGCUGGUGGCCUAUAUUCAAGAGAACCAGAAUCGUCAGACUGGAGCAGAAGCUCUGGUUCACACUGCUGUGCUGAGACUCGGAGCCGUGCUGGUGCUCAUGCUGACUGUGGGCGACUGGUCUGACGUCCUGCACGUCCUCAUCGCCUUCUUGGGAGAGGCAGCCUGUCUGCUGCCCUCUCGUGACCUUCUGCAAGCUGUCUUAAAGGAACAAGAAGAAACCAGCCCGAGGAAAAACCAAAGCAAAUCCAGAGAAGUCAGAAGACAAACAACAUCAGGCGACAGUUAAUGGUUACUGACAGUUACUGACUCCAGUGUAAACACAUUCAAUUUUAGCAUUAAUAAAUGGUUUACUGUG